AUGAACGAAAUCGACCAUUUCUUUGGAGAAUUGAUCUUUUCUCGUGAGACAUUGAUCUGUUUCAUCGUCUGUUUCAUCACUGUCAUUCUUUCGCAGAAAACAUCAACCAUUCCUCCGAAGGGAUGUCGGCGCCUUGGACUUCCACCAGGCACAAGUAACCUGGACGAUGAAUUCGACCCAAAAUACAACAAUGGUGUACCUCAGGGUCAGGAAGAUGACAGUGGUCCAUCCUGGCGCGUGAAAGCACUGUUCAGUUACCCUCUGAAAUCCUGCGCUGGGGUGGAGUUACAGGUCUCAAAUGUCGUUUCCACCGGACUUGAAUACGAUAGACAGUUCACCUUUGCAGCAUACAACAAUGAUGAAUGGAACAUUCGCACCCUGCGCAAUGCAGGCUUUAAUCGUCUCGCGCUGAUCCAGCCCGAGAUCUGGGUUCCUGAUCCCUCAGCCCAAGACUACGAUCCCAACUGCCCUGAAGUGCAACACAAAGGCGUGUUGUUGAUCAACUACCCACGCAUUGCACCAGCAGGAUGGAUCGGUUUACUCACCAAAACAGGCAUGGCCCUCAAAAUCGUAGACAGCCAGUGCCAGUUCCAAGUCCCGCUGGAUCCACCCGCAAAGUCCAAGUUCCCGCUCGUCCCAGUGAAGAUCUGGAAAGACAGGCCCCUCGCCUAUGAUCUUGGCAAGCUACUCCCAGCGUCAUUGUUCAACUUUCUGGGGCUAGACCCGAAUGAUAAAACAUUCACUCUUUUCCGCGCAAGCGCGCCACACGCUCGCGAAAUCUUCCGCAAUGCCCCGUCAAAGGAGGAAUUGGGCCACCAGCCAAACACGGCCUUUGCAGACGCAUACCCAAUCCAUCUGCUCAAUAUGUCCAGCCACAGGGACGUAGCUUCGCGGUGUGCUUACGCCAUUCCGCAUCUGAGUAUUCAACGAUUUCGCGCGAAUAUCAUUGUCCAAGGGCCAUCUGCUUUUGAGGAAGAUCACUGGAAGCGAGUUUCCAUCGGCGGCACUGAGAUCCACGCUUCUUGUCGGACUGUUCGGUGUCGGUUGCCGAAUGUCGAUCCUGCUUCCGGCGAUAGACAUAAGUCGGAGCCGGAUAAGACGCUAAAGUCGUAUCGGCGGAUUGAUGAAGGGGAUCGGACAAAUGCUUGCUUGGGGAUGCAGCUUGUCCCUGCGAAGAAGGAGUUUGUGCUGCGGGUUGGCGAUGAAGUUAAUGUUCUUGAGACUGGGUUACAUCAGUACAUUAAGAUGCUGGCUCCUGGUGAGAAAGUUGAGGGCGUUUGA
Molecule: messenger RNA, 1281 nt
Organism: Penicillium soppii
Lineage: Eukaryota; Fungi; Ascomycota; Eurotiomycetes; Eurotiales; Aspergillaceae
Product: MOSC domain protein
Exons: 1
Coding region: 1-1281 (426 amino acids)
Molecular function (GO): molybdenum ion binding; catalytic activity; pyridoxal phosphate binding
Source: RefSeq, a predicted model, not a curated record